Molecule: messenger RNA, 1620 nt
Organism: Phymastichus coffea
Lineage: Eukaryota; Metazoa; Arthropoda; Insecta; Hymenoptera; Eulophidae
Gene: eIF3m
Product: eukaryotic translation initiation factor 3 subunit M
Exons: 5
Coding region: 173-1348 (391 amino acids)
Biological process (GO): cytoplasmic translational initiation
Cellular component (GO): eukaryotic translation initiation factor 3 complex; cytoplasm
Molecular function (GO): translation initiation factor activity
Source: RefSeq, a predicted model, not a curated record
CUUUGCCUGUGUGUGGUGCACACAUGCGUACCAUAUAGAUACUAUACGCUACAGUACGCUAUUCGUGCACAACCUUUAUUAUAGCUCUCACGCUUUUGGUGGAAUACCACGAGUACAAGUAUAACGACGUUGGAUUUUUGCUUCAAUAUAUUUUACUUCAAAUACAGAAACAAUGCAGGGUCCCGCAGUUUUUAUGGAUGGUACCACUGAAGAUCAGGCUCAAGAAUUAAGAAUCUACUUCAAAAGUCUUGGUGCAGAAAUUAGUGAAGAAAAAUCACCCAAAGGAAUAGAAGAUGAUUUACACAAAAUUAUUGGCGUCUGCGAUGCUUGCUUCAAAGAAGGAAAUGAAGCUGAAAUUGAAACAAUUUUAAAUGAUAUUGUCUCAAUUAUGAUUCUGGUACCAACUGAGCGGGCAGAAAAUAUAGUAUUGGCUUUUUGUGAGAAACUAACAAAAGCUCCUGGCUAUAAACUUGGACUUGUUUGUUUGAAAGCGCUGUGGCUCCUUUUCCAAUCACUGCCAGAAGAUUCAUCAAUGAGAUAUCAUGUCUACUAUCAUUUAGUCCAAAUAGCAAGAAACGUAGACCAAGUCAAAGCAGUUUAUAACGGAGUUGAUCAAUUGAAACAGCAAUUUGUAACAUGCCCUCCAGCAAAUGAUCAGAUGCAGAAGCUUCUACGUUUACUGCACGAGGUUUUAUUAAGUUGCAAACAAGGUGAACAGGCAGCAGCAGUUAUGGUGGAACUUUUGGGUACAUAUACAGCUGAAAAUGCAUCUGCUGCAAGGGAAGAUGCUCAACGCUGUAUUUUAUCAGCUCUUGCAGAUCCAAAUACAUUUCUGCUGGAUCCACUGUUGGCUUUAAAACCUGUACAAUUCUUGGAAGGGGAAGUCAUUCAUGAUUUACUUCUUAUUUUUGUUCAGGAGAAACUUCCAGCUUAUUUGAAAUUUCACAAAGAUCACAAGGAGUUUGUGGAAAGUCAUUUAGGUUUGAAUCAUGAACAAAAUAUGAAAAAAAUGAGACUGCUGACAUUCAUGCAACUUGCUGAAACGAACCCAGAAAUGUCCUUCCAAACUAUUCAGGAUGAACUUCAGAUUCCUGAAGAUCAAGUUGAAAGUUUUAUCAUUGAUGUUCUCAAGACGAAACUCGUGCGAGCACGCAUGGAUCAAGCAGGUCGAAAAGUUCUCGUUUCGAGUACGAUGCAUCGAACUUUUGGCAGACCACAAUGGUUGCAGUUACGCGACCUCCUAGCAGCAUGGAAAGCUAAUCUGGGAAAUGUCCAAGAUGGCAUGAAAAGUGUGGCUGCAGCGCAAAUAGAGCUUGCUGCUAAAAUGAAAGCGCCUGUAGUUCACUGACACAUAAGAAAAUUCCACUGAGUUAUUUUGAUUUAGGUAAAUUAUAUUUUACAAGGGAAUUUAUGAAAAUGGAGGUUUUCUCUUUAUAAUAUUAGGAUUAUUAUCAAUAUUCUCACUGAAUACAUACAUUUACUUACAUUACUUUCAAUUUUACAUUUUUCUAUUGGGAAUAAAAAGAACUUUUGUAUUUUCUACAUUAUUCACACAAUAAUAUUAAAAAGAAAUAAUAUUGACUGUCACAAUGUUAAUAAAAGUAUUUCCAAUAAUUGGUC